This is a messenger RNA of Salvelinus sp. IW2-2015, 1161 nucleotides long. RefSeq names its product chromosome transmission fidelity protein 8 homolog. NCBI's taxonomy places the organism in Eukaryota, Metazoa, Chordata, Actinopteri, Salmoniformes, Salmonidae. The record is from RefSeq and is a predicted model, not a curated record. Gene Ontology annotation, cellular component: Ctf18 RFC-like complex. Gene Ontology annotation, biological process: mitotic sister chromatid cohesion.
ACAUGUUGCUGGCGGGAAAAACAUGAAAACAAUCAGGAUUUGUCAUCGACAGAAUAAGCGUUAACGCAUCAUUAUAUGUACCUAACAAUGUCUAGUUAAGUGCCUAUGUUGCAUCUCUCUUCUUCUCCUCACCUCCUAUGUUUUAGUUAUCUUUCUGCGAGCAGUACGAUGGUUCAAAUAAUUAUAAAUUCAAGUGUGGAUGGGGCUGGUCCUGCUGAGUGGCUUCUGGUUGAACUCCAGGGGGAGAUGGUGUCCAGGCAGAACUCUGGACUGGCUGGGAACCUGAUGGGAGAUCUGCUCUACACCAAAGAGGGUGUGCCUGUGCUCAUCGUGGGACACCACAUCCUCUAUGGAAAGGUGGUCAAACUGGAGAAGCCCUUUGCUGUCCUGAUGAAACACUCCGGCCUCCCGCAGGGGGAUGAGGUUCCCAUGGAAACCAACCAUCAGAACCCCACCACCUACUCUGUCGCCGCCCUCAUCAAGAAGAAGCUCAUCUUCAAGACUCGCCCAAAGCCCAUAAUCACUAAUGUGCCCAAGAAAGUGUAGUAAAGUACUUGGUCMUAUGCAUUAGGGCUCACUGUCGCAAAACCCUUUUUACUGAAAAAUUUGACAAGUUCAGAUUGUUCCUCUCUUUCCUGUGGGAGGAAAGUACAUGCUGCACUCUUAAUGACUUCAAAUCCACAAGUAUGGAGCACACAGUGCAAGACUCUAUUUGGGACACACUCCUCUGGCUUGAGGUUAUGGACCACUGGAACUAGACUGUGUGCAUAUUUGUUUCYAUAUGUAAGUGGUUAUGCUCCUGGAAUUUGCUGUAUGCGGUGGUGUAUUAGUAAAAUCAAGAUAUUUCAAUAAUAUUUGCAUUUUUGUGACAGGAUUGAAUGUGUUGAUAUGCCAUUUGUACUGUGUUUAUUUUCAGAUGGGAAAGAAAUCAGUACAACAGUGGAAUGAGAAUGUUUUUAUUCAGAUACAAAAACAUACAGUUUUUCAACCGCUGUACAAGUGUAAAAAAUAAAUGUUCUGAUUGAAAUUGAAAUACAAAACCUUUUUCCAAAAACAUGUCUUUUAUACUGUAUUUAAAUAUGUUCAUAAUGGAAUACAUGGGUGGUUACAAUACUUUAURUCCAGCUAUUCUAUACCAAUAAAACUAUAUGUGUUAUGUUG